Phaeodactylum tricornutum CCAP 1055/1 is the source of this 687-nucleotide messenger RNA. RefSeq lists its product with no specific name. NCBI's taxonomy places the organism in Eukaryota, Bacillariophyta, Bacillariophyceae, Surirellales, Neidiaceae. Gene Ontology annotation, molecular function: protein-lysine N-methyltransferase activity. The transcript is spliced from 4 exons. The coding region runs from base 1 to 687 and encodes 228 amino acids. The record is from RefSeq and is a predicted model, not a curated record. Gene Ontology annotation, cellular component: mitochondrion. Gene Ontology annotation, biological process: peptidyl-lysine trimethylation; regulation of mitochondrial ATP synthesis coupled proton transport; positive regulation of proton-transporting ATP synthase activity, rotational mechanism.
AUGAAGGAAACAGAUGAAAUUACGGCUGCGUUGGAUGAACUCGGCAUCUCGGCAAGUGACCUUGGCGGGCCAGACAAAGAUUCGCCGCCAACAAAGCUCCAUCCGAUCAUAGCGUUCGGAAUUGGCGCAUUUUGUGUAGCUAAUUUAGGACUGUUGAUGAGCCUGCCACCAGUCUUACGAGGCAAAGGUGCCCCCUAUUUACCGACGUUCCAGAAGAACCUUGACGCCAUGUUUAGACAAUUACGUCAGCAGCCGCAUUUUCAAAAGCAAAUUCGGGACGGUACCAAGUUGACUUUUGUGGAUCUCGGGAGUGGCGAUGGACGCGUCGUAUUUCGAGCGGCAGCAGAAAAUUUGUUCGUGAAAAGCACUGGUUACGAGCUCAAUCCCCUAUUACACUUACUGGCAUCGGGUCGGCGAUGGGUUGGAGGUCCUCGACAAUGGGAGUUGACAACUUUCUACUGCAGCGACUUGUGGAACGUCGAUCUACGACGAGCCAAUGUAGUGACAGUGUACGGACUGGGGCCUAUCAUGAAAGAUUUGGGCACGAAAUUGGAAAAUGAACUAUCACCAGGGUCGUUUAUUCUAUCGAAUGUGUUUACCUUUCCCGGUUGGAAACCUCAAAGCAGCCAAGGGGGAACCUACAUUUAUCGCACACCUAACUGCUGGCAGUCGGAAAAUCGAUUGUAA